AUGGAUCCGGUAUCCAGGGGUACCAAUAUCAAUGCUGCCGCCUGCCGCAACUUGUCCUCACUCUCGGUAACAAACCUGUCAGAAGACAUCUUCCUGUUAGUUCUGAGGAACUUGACGGCAUGGGAGUUGGUCAACUGUCAACGAGUAUGCAGGUCGUGGCGCACGGCAUUCAGCAAAGAGGGCUAUAUCAGAAUCGUCCUGCAGAAUUACCCGCGGACGAGGGAGAUCAGGACGUUGCCUAGAAGCGCACUCAAUUUCAACACUUCCUCCAGAGACUCUCUCCCAUGGCAAGAAACUCUUCUUUCGAUCGCAACACGAUACAAGAAUCUCUCCCUGGGCACCGCGAGAAAAGUGAUCAAGUAUCCCAUGGCACCUCUGGAACAGCACGGCGACUGGUACAGUGUCGGUCAGUGGGAGUACCACGAGAGCCAGCCAGGAGGUCGUCUGUACUAUGAGACUGCUGCCAUGCAUCUGAGCAAGCUCGGGGCCAAACCAUACCUGUUCAGACCGACCAUGUGGUCGUACGAUGAAGGACUUCUUGUGUACGCGCCUUCUCAACAAAUUGACAAAGGGUACUUCCCCGAGACGCUCAGCCUAUUAGACUUGUCCACUGGGCGACACAGCUGUGUACCUUUCAGCAACGAGGGUAAAAUCAUCCGGAAUCUGCGUCUCAAAGAUCGGACCCUGAUCAUUGAGUGGGCCGAGAAGGAUCCCUUUCACAAUCUCAACGCCAUGGAGCAAGUCAAUCGGCAUUUUGCAAACUGCUUCGAUGUCCGUCGCGACAAAAGCAACGAGUCGUGGGAGGUGUGCUGGCGCUCAGAGUGGAAAAUGCACUUCCUUGGCCUUCCGCCCAACUAUCACGAUCGUUUCUUCUCCACGCAUAACUCAACCCACUAUGCUGUGUACUUCUGGCAGCCGAACCGGAGCAUGUACACAGGGGACGAGGAGUUGCCCAUUGAAUCGUUGUCGGUGUGGGACAUCUCUGCCCCUUCACCCUAUCAGCCCUCCACCGAUCCAUCCGGCAGAUUCCGCCCGCCCGACAAGGAUGGCCCAUACAUCGUCUCGCGGUUCUCCUUCACAGAUAUGGACUUUGUGGGUAUUCGGCAGCAUGCCAGCAUUGCGCUGAUGUCUCUUCACGUCGACUCCGAAACUAAGUCUCUUACUGUUCGGGAAAAUGUGAACGUCGCAGGGCAGGGCUACUUUGACCCUGCAGAGCGACUGUGGUGCACGAAGACGACCAUGUUCCCGUUUGAGGGAGAGGGACCUCGGCUCUAUCGAGAGUGGGAUGGAAAUCUUCCACCGUAUCGAGGUCACUGCAGCAUGGAGAGUGCCGAUGUCGAGGAGAGUGAACGCUGGUUUGUGCCAAUCAUGGACGUAGUCGACAGCGACGCUGGUGUGAGGGCGAGUCUUGUCGAAACGUGUUUCUCGGGUCAGAGUAUUGAGAAUAAACUGGUGGUCAGGUUCAAGGUAACAGGUACUGUCAGGCCAGAGGAGGCUGGUGACUGGGUCACACUGGAGGAUAAGCUGACUUCAGAGGUCAGUGCCAUGGGAAGGAUCGCAGGCGAUGAGCGAUGGCUCAUCGGACAGAAUGAGCGCAUGGAGAUUGUGGUUCUGAAAUUCUGA
Messenger RNA from Exophiala spinifera, 1623 nucleotides. RefSeq lists its product as uncharacterized. The transcript has a single exon. The record is from RefSeq and is a predicted model, not a curated record. Bases 1 to 1623 code for a protein of 540 amino acids. Gene Ontology annotation, molecular function: protein binding. NCBI's taxonomy places the organism in Eukaryota, Fungi, Ascomycota, Eurotiomycetes, Chaetothyriales, Herpotrichiellaceae.